Molecule: messenger RNA, 1149 nt
Organism: Stereum hirsutum FP-91666 SS1
Lineage: Eukaryota; Fungi; Basidiomycota; Agaricomycetes; Russulales; Stereaceae
Product: alpha/beta-hydrolase
Exons: 6
Coding region: 1-996 (331 amino acids)
Source: RefSeq, a predicted model, not a curated record
AUGCCUUUCAUCGACCUCCAGUCAUCCUCUGGUCCGCUGAGUAUGCACUACACCAUCUCUACUCCGAGCAACCCGAGCGCAGACGCUAUCGAUGAGAGCCUGCCCACGGUCCUCUUCCUCCACGCCAUCUACCUCGGACAACAGAUAUAUGAACUCCAGUUCAAGGACCCCAAACUUAGAAGAUUCAACCUUGUCGCGAUCGAUUCACGCGGCCACGGUGAAACCUCAGGGCCCGUACCAACGACAUGGAGUCCAACGGCCUGUGCGGAGGACAUAUAUUGUUUUAUGCAAAAAGUCAAGCUUCCGCCUUGCCAUUUUGUAUCAAUGUCGAUGCACACGUUGUCUGCGGCUCAUUUCACUGUGUUAUAUCCGGAGAUGGUCCUCUCGCAGUUCUUCAUCUCCCCUGUUCCCGACCACGAGGACGAAGACGUGAUAGCUGGAAGAAAGGAAAUCUACGAGUGCUGGGUGCAAGGAUUUGCGGACCCGGAAAACGUCGACGAGGCCGCGGUCCAGGAUGCCGUCUAUGGCGCACUCCAGCUCGCCUUCAAUAACCUUGAUAGUCCUCUCAUGUCGACGCUAUGGAAGACUGCAAUUCCACCGGCCAUCGUCCAGUGGGGCCCCGGGAAGUUCGACGCAUACUGGAACACCUGCAUCUCGUUCUUCGCAAAUAGUAAAGCCUUUACGCCUGAACAGAUUGCGAAAAUGAGGGGCACCCCAAGCAAAAUAAUCCAUGGACAGAACGAUAUUGCGUAUCCUUUGGAGUUAUCGGAGCGUGUGGUGGAUCUUUUGACGAAGGAAGGUGUGGAUGCGGAACUUAUGCAGAUCCCCCGGGCAACGCAUUAUGCGUGCAUUACGGCAGCGAGCGAGAUCAAUACUAUGCUGCAUGAAUGGAUUUUGAAGCAUACGAAGAGCGAUGCUCCUCCCAUCCCCGGUGAAGCGAUCUCACCUUGGAAGGAAUUCCUCGGCGACUACGAAGAACACGAGGAUUCAGAUUGAUUGAAGCCGAACUAAGUAUGGCUACAUUUUCCAAUGUUUCUCCCCAUUCUCGUGUAUAAACAAUCCCCACCAUUCCUCGUUUUGUUGAAUAUUUCGUGCUCUCUGAUGUCCUACCUGUAUCGAAUAUACUAUAUGUAUGUUAUCAAGUGUCAC